This is a messenger RNA of Colletotrichum higginsianum IMI 349063, 591 nucleotides long. RefSeq lists its product as uncharacterized. The coding region runs from base 1 to 591 and encodes 196 amino acids. Lineage: Eukaryota; Fungi; Ascomycota; Sordariomycetes; Glomerellales; Glomerellaceae. The transcript has a single exon. The record is from RefSeq and is a predicted model, not a curated record.
AUGUUAAUAUUCCGAUUCGCCCUCUACACAUUUCUCCAAGCGCUGGCUUUGACUCAAAUUUAUGCACUACCGAGCGACAAUCCCCAACCAAGAAUCAACAAGAGAGAGGAGGUGGACCUCCAGGGCCAAAGGCUACCGUGGUUCGGAGAAGUAGUGACGCUCUACAUAGUCUGCUACAAGGAGAACUGGCACCCUGCCAUCAUCGCUAUUGCAAGCGACGGCUCAUCAUACCGCUGGCAUGCCGAAAAUUGGGCCUUUGCUCCAAGAAACGACUGGGAGUUGAGCGCACAGAAACGAUUCCCCUACGACAACAACUUCGUCAAGACCCUGUCGAAAAAAGUGGUACGAAAGAUCGGAGAGGUCAAAUGGCGGAGUUUAGACCAUGUUCUCGGGCAAAAAAGUCUAUUGCCCUCCAACGACGGCAGAUUAAAGGAGAACUGCUGGUGGUGGGCGCAAAGAGCGAUGAAAAAACUGGUGCAAGGCAAUUACCUCGACGAGGAGACAGCGCACAAGGCGUACACAGGCAUUAAGAGGUCCACUGCAUGGAGGGGGCGACCUUGGAGAGCGCCGAGGUGGCGGGAUAAAGUCUAA